Molecule: messenger RNA, 1662 nt
Organism: Cryptomeria japonica (Japanese cedar)
Lineage: Eukaryota; Viridiplantae; Streptophyta; Pinopsida; Cupressales; Cupressaceae
Product: bifunctional protein FolD 4, chloroplastic
Exons: 5
Coding region: 257-1402 (381 amino acids)
Biological process (GO): tetrahydrofolate interconversion
Cellular component (GO): cytosol
Molecular function (GO): methenyltetrahydrofolate cyclohydrolase activity; methylenetetrahydrofolate dehydrogenase (NADP+) activity
Source: RefSeq, a predicted model, not a curated record
UUUCUUCCCUACUGGUACCAUGGGGUUAUAAAUAUGAAACGUUAUUGCCAUCGACUUUCAUGGAAAAUGGAGCUCAAGCAUGUUAUUGCAAAGAGUAUUUGAAGUCCAGGUGUAUCCUGCGAACAACUUGGGCCCCAGAAGGAUUGCUACAAUCUGGAAAAGUUGAUGAAUGUCUGCGGAGAAUGUGCAUUUUUAGAUACUCUUUCUUUAGCAUACGGUCAAGGGAAAGUAAAGAGCUUAGUAGGGUUUAGGGUGGAUGCUCUCUCCAUUGUGGAGAAGAGCAGAAUCAAUGGGAGCGCUAUCAUGGAAUGCUACUGCUUUCCUUUCUGCGGCAGCAACACCCAAGCAGCGUCAUUUUCGUUGCAGCGCUGUCACAUGGGAAAGCAGACUAGGGGGUACUGCUCCUGAAAAGACAGGUCGUGCAUCCCUUUUGGGUUGGAACAUGCCCGAGAGAUGGACUCUGCUGCUCGAUUUGCGCCCUCCGGCUGGGCUCCCCAACCCAAACUUAGCUGUGGAGCCAAUAGCAGCAGUGAUAGAUGGAAAAGCUAUUGCACAAGAAAUAAGAAAUGAAGUUGCAGGGGAAGUAUCCAGAAUGAGAGAUGCACUUGGAAAGGUUCCUGGUUUAGCUGUGGUGCUAGUUGGAGCAAGAAAGGAUUCAGAAACCUAUGUUCGCAGCAAGAAAAAAGCUUGUGUAGAGGCAGGAAUUGCAUCACUAGGCAUUGACUUGCCAGAAGAUUCUAGUGAAGAGGAAGUUGAAAGGGCUGUUAGGACUUUCAACGAUGAUCCAUCUGUUCAUGGUGUUUUAGUGCAACUUCCUCUUCCACGGCAUAUCAAUGAGGAGAAGAUCUUGAAUGCUAUUAGCAUAGAAAAAGAUGUUGAUGGCUUCCAUCCUUUAAAUAUUGGACGGCUAGCAAUGCAAGGGAGAAAGCCUUUAUUUGUACCUUGUACACCAAAAGGAUGCAUAGAGUUGCUGCUUCGAUCUGGAAUAGAUAUGAUGGGAAAGAAGGCAGUUGUGAUAGGCCGUUCCAAUAUUGUUGGGAUGCCUGUUUCUAUGCUUUUGCAAAGGCACAAUGCAACCGUUACUAUUGUGCAUUCCUAUACCAAAAAUCCUACAGAUUUUACUCGUGAAGCAGAUAUUCUUAUUUCUGCAGCAGGUGUGCCAAAUUUGGUUCGUGGUAAUUGGCUGAAACCCGGUGCAGUAGUAAUUGAUGUUGGCAUAAAUGCAGUAGAGGAUCCUAAUGCUAAAAGAGGAUACCGAUUAGUUGGUGAUGUUUGCUAUGAAGAGGCUUCAAGAAUAGCUUCAGCAAUAACUCCUGUACCUGGUGGUGUUGGUCCAAUGACCAUUGCGAUGCUUCUGUCCAAUACUCUAGAGUCAGCAAAACGGGCGUAUGGGUUCAAUUGAGAUUUUUGAUGUUUGAUCUAGGCCAUUUGCAACAGGCUUAAGAUUUGUAAUAACACAGGUUUUAUGAGGCUUAUGAGUUAUCUAUUACUGUAUGGAAUAAAAAUAUUUAUUUUUGUUGCAAGACAUUUUUCGGAGGCAUUAGGCAUGUAUAAGAGAACUUAGGACUAGAUGAUUUCAUUUUCUUUAUAUGGAGACAACUGUAAUAUAGUUUGUUCGUUUCUGAUACUUAGUGAAAUCAUAGACGUUUCUUUCUAGCUGAA